UUUACCUUUAAAUAUAAUUAUGGCCGAUACAGAAAUGGCGGGUAAGAAGAAAAGUCACAUAGGAAAAGGGCGAGUGCUAGUUGAUAACGAAUUAUUCGAAAAACCUAUAUUUUAUUGCGAUUUUUACUGAAAAUGGUUCAUAAGACUUCGAACGAUGAUAAAAAUGUAAUUAAAAAUGUGGAAAAUGAAAGUGUACAUGUUAUUGAAAGGAAAUCUGUCAUAUACAAAGAUUUAUCUUCUACCUUGGUACAAGAGAUAAGUGAUUACUCGAAACAAUUUGCACAUAUUUAUGCUGCUAGACUUGCAGAACUUGGAGAAGUUUUGACAUCAAAAGUACAUGCAAAGUGGAAAAAUGUUCAACUCUUAAAAUUAGCAGAUUUAGAGGAUUUCGAGGGAGAAACUUGUAUUAUAAUUGGAACAUUAUACAAACAUCAGCAAUGGAAACCAUCAAUUUUACAAGAACUUAGCGAAGAACACCAAUUGUCAUUACCACCUACAAGAUCUGAUUAUUGUUCUGAAAAGGAUCAAGUAUUCUUAGAAGAUGAAAUGUUACGCAUUAAAUUAGUUGGUGAAUUAGUUGACCUUAAGGAUAUUGUCACUGGUAUAGUUUGUGCUGUAUUAGGAAGCGAAGAGGAGGAUGGUACAUUUCAUGUGAAAGAUUGGUGUUUCCCAGGUUACGUACCUAAAACUUUACCAACUUUAGAUUCAAAUUCAAAUGGAAAGAUCGUUCUAAUAUCUGGAUUAAAUUUUAUUCAAAAUUCGGAUGACAUAGCGAUAGAAUUAUUACGUGAAUGGAUCUGUGGUAUGGCUGGCAAUGUAAAAGCUCAGAAGGAGGAAGCUUCUGUCGUACGACUUAUCAUAGCAGGCAAUGCUAUUAGCAAUAAUGAUAAGAAACACACUCAUAAAAAUAUAUUAGAGUUAAAAGUAGAAGAGAGUAUGCAUGCAAAAGAAACUAUCAAUGCAACGCAAAAAUUAGAUGAUUUUCUUUCUGAUAUUGCAAAAUGUUGCUGCGUAACAUUAAUACCAGGCCAAUAUGAUCCUACUAAUAUGAUGUUGCCACAAAGACCGCUUCAUCCUUGUUUGUUACCUAAAUCAUCCAGACUUGGAAGUUUUCAAGGUGGUUCUAAUCCUUGGAUCAGUCAAAUUGAUGAACGUAUGAUAAUGGGAUCAAGUGGUCAGCCUUUUGAAGAUUUUAUGAAAGCUACUGGUUCUAAAGAUAUUUCUCCAAUAGAAUGGUUAGAAAAAUCUAUUAUUUGGAGACAUAUGUGCCCAACUGCACCAGAUACAUUACCAGCCUAUCCAUUUUAUAAGAAAGAUUUAUUUAUAAUGAAGCAUCGUCCUGACAUAUAUUUCACAGGGAAUGCCAAUAAAUACGAAACAAAAUUGUGGAAAGAUGAAAAAAAUCAAGCGAUCAGGCUAGUCUCUAUUCCACAAUUCUCGACAUCUCAUGCUGCUGUUUUAAUAGAUCUGAAAAGUCUUGAUACAGAACUGAUUCAUUUCGGAAUAGAAUGAAUAAGAUUUUUGUAUACAUUUCUCUUUUCGUUUAACACAUAUUAUUUACAAUUUGUGACAAAAAUUAUAUGUACAAUUAUUCA
Vespa mandarinia (Asian giant hornet) is the source of this 1595-nucleotide messenger RNA. Its product is annotated as DNA polymerase delta subunit 2. The record is from RefSeq and is a predicted model, not a curated record. Gene Ontology annotation, cellular component: delta DNA polymerase complex. Gene Ontology annotation, biological process: DNA strand elongation involved in DNA replication; DNA replication. Lineage: Eukaryota; Metazoa; Arthropoda; Insecta; Hymenoptera; Vespidae. Gene Ontology annotation, molecular function: DNA binding.